Schistosoma margrebowiei is the source of this 3592-nucleotide messenger RNA. The record is from the annotation of a GenBank genome assembly. NCBI's taxonomy places the organism in Eukaryota, Metazoa, Platyhelminthes, Trematoda, Strigeidida, Schistosomatidae.
UAUUCAUUUAUCGUAGUUAUUUACUUAUUUAGAUAGUAUCAUUAACAAUAAUACUUUCACAACACCUUCCUUUAGAUGCCUGCACUGAAUGGACAAUUUUUCAUUCAUAUCAACUUAGAAAUUUACUGAAUGACCUCAUCUUUUUCAGUUAAAUGAUAAUUAUUCACCGUAGUAAAAUAACUCAAUUAUUUUAAAUUACAAUCCCAUUAAAAUAUUUAUCAAAAUCUGAAGUAUGCAGAGAAUAUUGUUUAUUGUACACCUUCUAUUUACAAGAUAAUUACUAAUGUCAUUGUUCAAAACUUGUGAAAUUUGGUCGUCACAGCUGCACACAACAAAUUUUGAGGACGGAUUUUGCUUGAAGUUAAGUCCUCUUCACAAUUUGCAUAAAUCUCAAUAUUUCAUCUUGUUUGGAGCUUCCUCUGGGAUUUUGUCCAUUUUUCUACCUCGAGCUGCUGAAAUUUCAGUUAAUGAAAAAUUAGACGAUCAAUUGCAUAAUCAUAAUGAUUUGUGUAUUGAAUACAAUACCGAGCAUCCUAUUUUAUGUAUAGGUUGUGGUAAUCUUGUCACGGAAAUGUGUCAGUAUCAACAGAUAGCAGUUUUGCAUUCACGAAUGAUAGUUGUUUAUGAUUUUGCGAAGUCUGAUGAUUCGUUUCAAGGCUGUAGUGAUACUUUUUCACUAGAAUCUUGGAAGCUAACAGUUUCAUUCAAACUUAACGUUCAAAAGGACUCAUACACAUUACUUCUUGGCAAAUUCUUUGAACAAAUUCAAACAGAUGUCAUUUGUGUUCAAACGGUCGACGCAUCUCUUUACUUUUUCAACGCAAAUGGAGAAUUAUUUCAAAUAACCUUACCAAAUAUUUUAAUACCUGCUCCUCUUAUAUUUGUAAAAUCCAUCCAUUCAUUAAUAACAGCUGCUUCAAUAAAAUUAUAUUGUUUUAGUUUUCUGUCUUCGAAUAUUAAACACUCACAAACAUUAUAUACUAAUCAUGAAAAUGUUUCAUUAGACUGGUCGAUUGUCUUAGGAGAACCUAUAUUGUGUAUGGAUGAAAUUGACUCAGAAUUUACAACUAGUAAACACUAUCCCUUAUCAUAUGUAGUUGCAUUAGGUAGAAAACGAAUUUUCCUUAUCUCAGAAACUGGUUCCUUAUUGUUUACCCGGCGUAUUGAGAUUCCAUCCAAACAACUAUGUGUAUAUGGUUAUUCAGAAGUAAAUGUUAAUUCACUGGAGAACUUAUUGUUAACUAAUGCACAAAGUCAAGUUUCUUGGGUGCCAAGAUUUCUGGUAACAACAGAGAAAAAUCAGCUACUUGUAUUCAAAGGUGCCCAACUCUUAUGGUCCGCAUUGUUAUCAUCGGGUGAAAUUCAUAUAUCUAUGCCUAUAUUCACAAUGGAAUUAAGUAAAUGUUACGGUAAAAAACUUCCAUUUAUUGGACUAAAUUUUUCAUCUGGUUUAAUUGUUGUACUUCAUAGAAAUGGACGAAUUACUUUAUCAUAUCUUGGCACUGAUCCAUCUAAUUUAGUUGUCCCAAAUAUCAUGAAAUCAAGUCAAAAUGAUCACAAUUAUUCAAAUAAAAUAGAUCCUAAUCAAUCACAAUUGAACAAUGAAAGUUUAGAUGAAGAAAUACAUCAAGUAAAUGAACGUAUUGAUCAGCUAAUAAAAGUUCAUUCAUCUUUAUUAUUCUCUAAUAAUAAUCAUAAAAAGACUCAUCUUGAAAAAGAUUCUCUCCCAAAAUUGAAAACGUCUAUACGUUUAAAUUCAAAUCGACUGAAUAUAAAUGAAAAUGAUGAAUUAUGCUUUAUUGAUAUUGAUAUUGAAUUUCCAAAAAAAUAUUCCAUAAAACAAUUUAAUUCUGUUUAUCUAUUAAUUCAUUCUUGUUCACCAAUUAUAAUAAAACCUAAUUAUAUAGAAAUUUUCUCUAAUGAAUUAAAUAGUCAUAAUUUUGUUUUAGUCAAUCAUAAUAAUUCAUAUAAGUAUUCAUAUACAUUAACAUGUUAUAAUGUGAAUAAGUUUAUUAAUAGAGAAAAUGGGACAUCAUCAUUAAUAAAUAAUCAACUUCCAUUAGAUAUGAAUGUUGUUUUAAUGUUGUAUUACACUUUUACUUCCUUGAAUAAUAAUAAUAAUAAUAAUAAUAAUGAAAAACUUAAUUGUCCUACUGAUAAUUCAAUGUCGUUUAAUUCUCAUUCAAUUACAAAAUGUGUUACUGAUUGUAUCAAGCUUCCAUUAGUCUUGUUCGCUUCUAGCACCUUUGUACAUAAAAAUCAAAUCACUGGAAAAUUUUCUUUGGUUUUUCAAUUGGUAACAAAGUUUCAUAAUCAUUUAAAAAAUGUAUAUUUAUCAGACUUAUUACCAAAUUUUUUACCUAAAAAUGAUGCUACUUGUUUUAAUGAAAGUAGUCUAAAUAAUUUCACCAUAUGUGUAUCAUUUUGUGGUUUGAAACAAAUGAAUAAUGAUAAUCAACAAUGUGUAUACAUUUCAAUUAAAUACAAUAAAAAAUUCAAAUUUAAACUACAAAGUAAUCAUCCUGAAACAUUUUGGCCAAUUUUACAAGAGCUCAUUUUUCAUAAUAAUCUUAUUGGAAAACAUAAAACGAAUAAUGAUGCAAAUAAUCUUUACAUUGUCUUGUAUACGAAGAAUGCUAGAAAAUUUAUGGAUGAUGGUUCUGUAUCUCCGAAAUCACUAUCGUCACUAAAUUUUGAUAGUUAUGCUUCUCAACUUGAAACAUUGUUCAGUAAAUUAUAUGAAUAUUUAGAUGAUCAUGUCAAUAAAGGUAUAGAACUAGACAACCAAAUUAGUAAGCUUACUGUGCAAGCUAGACAUUAUCGUGCUGUUCAACGAGAAGUUGUUGAAAGAAUAAAACAUAGCCAACCUAAUUGUUUAAAUGGAUUUAAUGAAUUGUUAGAAAGAGAUAUGACUAAUUUAAUGACUGCUUGUGAUUUACUUGACCUGCUAACACAAGAAUAUUUCCAAUCUGGUUAUUCUGUAAUAUCAUUGAUUAUUCUAUUAAGUUUUAUUUGUUUAUUUUGCAUACAAUCGUCAUCCUCUUCUUCUCCAUCAUCAUUUGACUUCUCUGAAUUUGAAACUGACUUUAUACUAUUCCAACCAGCACAUUUGUUGACUAUGCUACACUCAACAGUGUUAUUAGAAAAUAUUCGAAGUACAGAAUUCCCUGAAUCAAUUUUAUCCACUGAAUCUCAUGAAAAUAAUCUUCAUCAUGUUGAUUUUAAACAAUAUCUGCAAGCCGAAAUAAAUUAUUAUUCAGAAAUCAUACAAUCCAAUCACACUGAUCCAAAAGAACAAUAUGAUUUAUUCACUAAUUAUCAAGAUCCUUUAAAAAAUUAUAAUCGAUUACUGACGCCUAAAUAUAUUUAUGAAAAAUUCUAUCAACUUUGUAAACAAUUUAUGUCUUACGAUCAUAAGGAAAUCAAACGUUUAAUUAGUUUGCUCAAUCGGUGAAUAACUCUGUUUUAUUCGAUUUGUUUCUUUCAGUAUUUUUAUACACCAGCUUGUCAAGUUGUAAAUUUGAAAUGAAGUAUUUAUUUUGGUGAGCAUAAAUAGUAAUAUUGUUCAACUUGUAUUUAGUUUUGUAGUCAU